Messenger RNA from Struthio camelus australis, 939 nucleotides. Lineage: Eukaryota; Metazoa; Chordata; Aves; Struthioniformes; Struthionidae. The record is from RefSeq and is a predicted model, not a curated record.
CCCACUAGGGAAACUGCGCUAUGCCAACAACAGCAACUACAAAAAUGAUGUCAUGAUCAGAAAAGAGGCUUACGUUCAUAAGAGCGUGAUGGAGGAGCUGAAGAGAAUAAUUGAUGAUAGUGAAAUUACAAAAGAAGAUGAUGCUUUAUGGCCUCCUCCUGAUAGAGUUGGUCGCCAGGAGCUUGAAAUAGUAAUCGGUGAUGAGCACAUUUCUUUUACCACAUCAAAAAUCGGUUCACUCAUUGAUGUAAAUCAAUCCAAGGAUCCAGAAGGUUUGAGAGUGUUCUACUACCUGGUUCAGGACCUUAAGUGUCUAGUCUUCAGUCUUAUUGGACUACACUUCAAGAUUAAGCCAAUUUAAGUCGCACAAAUUGAAAUUUGUAUUGCAGUGUGUGUACAUGGGAAAUGCUGUUUCAAUUUCUUACUACUUCUACCGUGUAACUUUUAUGUAUGUUAGAAUUUUUUUAUAAACUUUAAGUGAAUGCCUCAAUAAAAGGGUAAGGUCUGUAUUUUUAAUUUAAAAGUUUUGGUGAUAAACUGACUUCCUAACACUUCUUUUGUUAUGGUAUUUAGGGUACAUUCUUUCAUUUUGAUCACACAAAGCCUUAUGUAAAAUACAUACUUCACUUUCUAUGUAGCACUAGAAAGUGGAGUUAAGCCUUGCCCCAUGAGGUUAAACUUCUGUCAGCUAUCAGGAUAAACUUGUGUUAUUGUCCUGAACUGGAUGUUCUGGUGGCCAGCUCAGAUAUUUAAAACAACUGAAGCCCUGUCUCUGUGAUAACUCACUACAGUUGAAGACCUAAAACUAACUUUAUAACAACCUGCUGCUGUGAGUACCCACUUGUCUUUAAGGUAGAUGUAGGCAAUAACCCACACAGGAGCCAUCCACAGUCUUCACUGAUAUUCCCAUUCAGUUUUUCUUUAAAAAGUCUUGAGGGG